Molecule: messenger RNA, 3022 nt
Organism: Phragmites australis (common reed)
Lineage: Eukaryota; Viridiplantae; Streptophyta; Magnoliopsida; Poales; Poaceae
Product: subtilisin-like protease SBT2.2
Exons: 10
Coding region: 218-2767 (849 amino acids)
Biological process (GO): proteolysis
Molecular function (GO): serine-type endopeptidase activity
Source: RefSeq, a predicted model, not a curated record
UUCUCCCUUCUUUAUCCUCGCCAUCUUUAUUUGGUGCUCUCUCUUUGGGCGGCGCACUCGCGGGCUCGCAGCGCACCUCCCUCUGCCUCUUUCGCUCGCCAUUAAUUGCCGCCUGCAGCCCCAGUACUGCGCCGCUUAGCCCAAAGUUUUGAUCUUUUGCUUCCAUGGGUGGGCGCUACUAGCCUUUGGGGGUCACUGCCGAGGAGCUUUGGAGGCAAUGGGGGUUGUGCGGAGGGAGGGGCAAUGGGCGGCUGCCACCUUCCUUUACGCGGUGGUGGUUCUUGGGGCGGUGGCGGCGGGCGGCGUCCGCGCCUUCGAGGACGGGACUGCGGUGUACAUUGUGAUAAUGAAACAAGCGCCGGUGCUCCACAGGCGCCUUGACUUGGAGAGGUUCGGGAGCAGCAGAGCUGCCAAUGCCGGCGGCGGCGGGGACACUCCCUCCACCAGUGUGCUGAGGAAGCCGAGACAUGGUUCACCCAAACCUAUGAAUUAUGGUUCAUACCUAGUUCGCCUUCAAAAUUCACUGUUGAAGAGGACGCUAAGAGGAGAGCACUAUAUAAAGCUGUACAGCUACCGCUACUUGAUUAACGGUUUUGCUGUUGUCAUGACUCCUCAGCAGGCAGACAAGCUAUCCAAGAGAAAAGAAGUAGCAAAUGUGAUGUUGGACUAUUCAGUUAGGACCGCAACAACUCAUACGCCUGAAUUCCUUGGACUACCGCAAGGAGCCUGGGUUCAAGAAGGUGGUCCACAAUUCGCUGGUCAGGGUGUUGUUGUUGGCCUCAUUGACACAGGAAUAGAUCCAACCCACCCUACCUUUGCAGAUGAUCUAUCAACUGAUAGUUAUCCAGUACCCGCUCACUACUCUGGCAUUUGUGAGGUUACCAAUGAUUUUCCAUCUGGGUCCUGCAACAGAAAGCUCGUGGGAGCUCGGCAUUUUGCAGCAUCUGCAAUAACUAGAGGUGUCUUCAAUGUUUCUCAAGAUCUUGCUUCACCAUCUGAUAGUGAUGGCCAUGGGACGCAUACAGCAUCCAUUGCGGCUGGUAAUCAUGGAAUUUCUGUUGUUGUGUCUGGGCAUAACUUUGGAAAUGCAAGUGGCAUGGCUCCUCGUGCACACAUUGCUGUCUAUAAAGCUCUUUACAAAAGCUUUGGAGGUUUUGCUGCUGAUGUUGUGGCUGCAAUAGAUCAGGCAGCUGAGGAUAAUGUUGACAUCAUCAGCUUAUCCAUUACUCCUAAUAGGAGACCUCCUGGACUGGCUACAUUCUUCAAUCCAAUAGAUAUGGCACUUUUGUCAGCUGUAAAAGCUGGCAUAUUUGUGGUGCAAGCUGCAGGAAAUACUGGUCCUUCCCCUAAGAGCAUGUCUUCCUACAGUCCUUGGAUAUUUACCGUAGGAGCUUCUGCCCAUGACAGGGUAUACAACAACUAUGUUGUACUUGGCAACAAUUUGACAAUUCUAGGAGUUGGUCUCGCUCCUGGAACAGAUGGUGAUUGUAUGUACACUCUAAUUGCUGCACCUCAUGCACUGAAAAACAAUACAGCAGCCAGUCCUACUGAAAUGUCCCUCGGGGAGUGCCAAGAUUCAAGUCACCUAGAUGAAGAUUUGAUAAGAGGAAAGAUACUAGUGUGCAGCUAUUCUAUAAGAUUUGUACUUGGUCUUUCUUCUGUGAAACAAGCUUUAGAUACAGCCAAGAAUGUCAGCGCUGCAGGAGUUAUAUUCUAUUUGGACCCAUUUGUUCUUGGGUUCCAGUUGAACCCAACUCCAAUGCGCAUGCCUGGACUUAUAAUACCAUCGUCUGAUGACUCUAAGGUAUUUCUCACUUAUUACAAUGAUUCCCUUGUGAGAGAUGAGGCGUCAGACCGAAUUGUUAGCUUUGGCGGAGUGGCGAAAAUACUAGGGGGUCUAAAGCCAAAUUAUGGAAAUCCUGCACCGAAAGUAAUGUUCUAUUCUGCUAGGGGUCCUGACCCUGAGGACAACUCAUUGUCGAAUGCUGAUAUCUUGAAACCAAAUCUGGUAGCACCUGGAAGUUCCAUUUGGGGUGCUUGGAGUUCGCUUGGACUGGAUUCUGCUGAAUUUGCUGGUGAAAAAUUUGCAAUGCUCUCGGGCACAAGUAUGGCUGCACCCCAUGUCGCUGGUCUUGCUGCUCUAAUCAAGCAGAAAUUUCCUUCUUUUAGCCCAGCAGCUAUAGGUUCUGCAUUGUCUACUACUACAUCCCUCAGUGACAGGCAAGGGAAUCCAAUCAUGGCACAGCGAACAUACAACAACCCAGAUUCAACGCAAACUCCAGCUACACCUUUUGACAUGGGGAAUGGGUUUGUCAGUCCCACUGCUGCUUUAGACCCAGGGCUCAUAUUUGAUUGCAGUUACGAUGAUUUCUUCUCCUUUCUUUGCGGCAUAAAUGGGUCUGGUCCAGUAUUGACGAACUACACUGGCAACAACUGCGUGGCCUCCACCAUGUCAGGAGCAGACUUAAACCUGCCCUCAAUCACCAUAGCAGUGCUCAACCAGUCAAGAACAAUAACGAGAACGGUGACCAAUGUGGCGGCCGACGAGAGCUACACGAUCAGUUACAUUGCUCCCUAUGGAGUCGUGGUUUCUGUUGCGCCAACCCAGUUCUUCAUCCCCAGCGGGCAGAAGCAACUCGUGACCUUCGUUGUGAAUGCCACCAUGAACAGCUCUUCUGCGAGCUUUGGAAACGUCAGAUUCUACGGUGAUAAAGGUCACCGGGCAAUCAUUCCAUUCUUAGUGAUCUCCAAGGUUGUCAGUUCCUGAUGACGAUGACGGAUGAGCUGAUGCAGUGGAUGCAGACAAUGGCCUGACUGAUCCAGUGUAUGCAGUGAUGACUUGACUGCAUGGAGCUUACCUUGACUUGAGAGUUUUUUUUUUGGUUAGUUGUGGUGUACAUUCUGAAGGAUGCUGAUGUAAGUAGCUGAGUGGUUAACUAGGGAGUAACUGUAAAGAGAAUGUACCAAAUCCCCCUCUUGCCAUGAAUGAGAAUUCCUUUUGCAGCAGUUAGUGUUUGAUUUA